GCUAUCUCUCAAUCACUCGCUCCCUCUCUCUGCAGAGUUUGUUGUGAAGCCUUAGCCAUCGCUGUUGUUGUUGCGCAGAGCUCCUCCCCUGCCCUCGCACUAUUCCUUGAUUUCACAGCUAGCAGCGCUGCUUGCUCGUCACCCGAUUUGAUAUCAGUCAUGGACGGAAUUCAGUUGCCACAUGAUGUGCUUGGAUCGCACGAUUCCCUGCGACACGGGUUGCCUGCGUUCAAGAGUGAUGUGUUGCCCGUCCACCCCGUGGAGGUCAUUCAGCGGAGUUCUAAAGCCAUGCAGGCACAGACGAAGCGUACCUUGCUUGAGAGGGCUUAUGGUUCAGCGUUUCCCAUGAAGAUGGAUAUUGAACGUCAAAUUCUCACACGAUUCCAACGCCCAACUGGCCUUAUUCCUUCGUCUAUGCUUGGUCUUGAGUCUUUGACUGGAGAAUUAGACGAAUUUGGAUUCGAAGACUUUUUGAAUGAUCCGAAGGAGUCGGACACAUUCGUCCCUCGAGAUAUGCAUGAAAGCAUGGAGGUUCGCCUUGGCCUUGCAAAGGGACCCGUUUCACGCAUGUUCUUCUAGUUCAUUCCAUAGCUGUCAAUGAAGGUGGUAGACAUUCGAGCAAGGCGAUACAAUUGUCGAGCAGUGUUGCAUCAUUGUUCUAUCCUUGUUUAUGAAGAGCGACUUGCAUGUUGCAGCUCUGAUUGAUCUACACGUAAUGUACAUACGAUUAAAUUAAUGUGUGGAUUUAAUUUAUUCAUUAACAACUUAAACUAAAUAA
Molecule: messenger RNA, 778 nt
Organism: Physcomitrium patens
Lineage: Eukaryota; Viridiplantae; Streptophyta; Bryopsida; Funariales; Funariaceae
Source: RefSeq, a predicted model, not a curated record